Molecule: messenger RNA, 1942 nt
Organism: Aspergillus calidoustus
Lineage: Eukaryota; Fungi; Ascomycota; Eurotiomycetes; Eurotiales; Aspergillaceae
Source: the annotation of a GenBank genome assembly
AUAACAUUUGCUGGGAGAAGGAACACUCUUGCCCAGGUAACACUACUAGAAGUAAACCUGUCAGUACCGGUAUCGGAGCAAUCAGAAUGUCCACCAAGCGAAGCAUCAUUGUCACAGGCGGCGCCUCAGGAAUCGGCCUGGGCAUCACGCGCCAAUUCGCCCCGCAACCCAACACACACAUCACCAUCUUUGACAUCAACAGCACAACCGGCGAAGCCAUCGUCUCGCAACUGCAGACCGACUUCCCCUCGACAGGGUUCAGUUUCGAGCAAGUCGACGUGUCGAGCUGGGAGAGCCAGGCGGCGGCAUUUGAGCGUGUGUUCGCACAGCAGGGCCGCGUCGACGUCGUCUUUGCGAAUGCGGGGAUUACGGAGAAGGGUUCGCUUUUGCCGGAGAAGGAUGGGAAGCUGACCAAGCCGGAGCUUGCGACGAUCAAUGUGAAUUUUGUUGGGGUUGUUUAUAGUGUAAAACUCGCCCUCCACUACAUAUCAAAAAACACCCCGGUCAACAACUCAAAGGGCAGCGUCAUCUGCACCGCCUCAAACGCCGGCGUCUACCCGUUCCCAAUGGCACCCAUCUACUCGGCAACAAAGCACGGCGUCAUCGGACUCGUCCGCUCCCUCGCUCGACCGCUAGAAAGGGAACAGAUCCAGAUCAACGGGUUCGCGCCUGCUGUUAUUGAGACAAACAUCGCCCCCAGCUCCGACCUCUUCAAGACAAUGGUGCUGACGCCCAUGUCGACGGCUCAGCGGGCGGCCCAGCAGUUUGUCGACGACCCUUCGCUUACGGGCAAGAUUGCGGAGCUGCAUGGGGAGCAUGUAACCUUUGCGGAGCCGCCGGCGUACGUGGAUGAGGAUACAGGGAGGAAUAUUGAGAACUUUUGGAGCUUGGGGUAUGCCUGAAUGGAUAUGAAUGAAAUGUGUAUGAAAUUGAAAGUAUGAGGUUUGAAUGACUCUGCAUGUAUUGUGGUAUACAUAGUCUAUGUAUGGGUUUGGCGUGAUUUGAAAUGAUAUGGUACCGUACAAUAAUAGUGAUAUAACCAGCCAACCCAUCUUACUCUAUUCAAUCCCACUCGCAAAAUGGCAAAGAAAGAAGAGGAAGAAGGGAACAAAGAAAUAGAGACGAAAGAUAGAAAGGUCACGCAGUGGUAUACGCAUUAUACAUAGAUCAUCAAUCAUUCUCAUCCUGCAGCAGGACCUUGAGCUUCUCCAGCUUAUCCUCGCACCGCACCUCCAUUUUCAUCACAACAUCCACGCUCUCCUUCUUCGUAAUUAGGAGCUGCGAGACGAGCCAGAAAUUGUACCCGUUCUUGAAGAAGCCCAUGGACGCCCAUUCAUGCGGUGAUAUUGUGUUGCGCAGUGUUAGCCAGUGGUCUCGCCACCGUGUUAAGGCCAUGCGGAUUGGGAUUAAUGUGGAGUCUUCUUGGUUGACAGACUGUCGUCGUUUCCCUGAGCCGGUCGAGGUUGGGAAUUGUUUUCUUACGGUGUUGCGGAGGAGAGGAGCGAGGCAAGUCAUGUGCGUGUUGAUAAAUGCGUAUAAUACUGGAUUUAUUAGCUUUCUGGAGGUGGGAGAGGAUAAUGGGAUAGUAAGUACCGUGGAUUAGGACAAACAUGUCGAGUACUGUGAGGUUUGCGAUUGUAUCUGGAACAGCGGACGAUUCAGCACCGCUGUUUUCUUCAAAUAGGCUGCUGAAUGCCUCGCCUAGUGUGAGACCUCGUGAGACUUGGAACCCGGGUUCUGCGAAUGGGUGUUCGGAGGCGAAGACGGACUCCUGGCAUGGAAAGUCCCAUUGUAAUUCUGUAUGCGAGAGGCGGCAAGGGUAAUUUUGGUAGAAUGAAAAGGCGCAGUCGAGGAGAGAAAUGAUAUUCCGAAUGCGGCACUCGUUCUGAAUCCAUAGUGUUUCGUCAAUUCCAUCCUCGGGCGUGUGCUGAUACUGGACGAG